AUGGAUCUCUCAUCCCUCGAGGGCGCACCCAUGGUUAAUCCAAAAUUCAUUAUCCCGCCAGAUAUGACUCCUCCUCGUAUCCAUACACAGUCGCGUGCUUUGAGUCAACAUUUACUCUCAAAACCUCUGCCACCGAGACCUGCUUCAACGGACGCUAUCUCGCCAACACAGCAUUGUAACGGACUACAGGACUGGCGAGCUAAUCGCUCCACAACCAACGGUAAUAUAAGGCGGACUUCUGCCCGUAGACGUACGAGCAAUCUGCCGGAUGAACUGUCUCCCAACUGCGAUCCGCAAUAUGAAUACGACAUGGCCCCACGUAUACAACACAUUCCACAUCCUCCCGUACGACCACGGAGCUGUGUGCCCCUCACUUGGCUCGAAGAUGAAAAGAAAUGGAUUGUUGGAGAGAUAUAUAAGCCCCGCACACAUGAUUCUCGGCCCCAAGAUGAUACAGCGGCUUGUCGAUCACCACUCUCACCAAUUUCGCCCAUUUCACCAAUUACACCAUGGCAGGACGUGUUUCAACGUCUUGACGAGCACAUCGACUACAAUAAUCGCCUUUGUCGGGAGAAUCUGCUGAGCCAAACACAUGACCCAGCUCUAAGAGAUGAUCGGGUUUCCAACUGGGUUGAAACUACUCGAAGGAUGCAUGAGGAUCGGCAGAAUUGGGCGUGA
Molecule: messenger RNA, 678 nt
Organism: Penicillium hordei
Lineage: Eukaryota; Fungi; Ascomycota; Eurotiomycetes; Eurotiales; Aspergillaceae
Exons: 1
Coding region: 1-678 (225 amino acids)
Source: RefSeq, a predicted model, not a curated record